Molecule: messenger RNA, 2037 nt
Organism: Musca vetustissima
Lineage: Eukaryota; Metazoa; Arthropoda; Insecta; Diptera; Muscidae
Gene: Ent3
Product: equilibrative nucleoside transporter 4
Exons: 5
Coding region: 1-2037 (678 amino acids)
Biological process (GO): nucleoside transmembrane transport
Cellular component (GO): plasma membrane
Molecular function (GO): monoamine transmembrane transporter activity; nucleoside transmembrane transporter activity
Source: RefSeq, a predicted model, not a curated record
AUGGAAUCGGCCCAGUCGACCACCUAUGAACCGUUGGAGGGCCGUAGUUCCGGUAUUCGCCAUGAACCCAUGGAUAGUCCAGAGAAUGAUAUACGUGCACCGAAGGAUCAAAAACAUAUGGUCUAUUUGGCCAUGCUGGCGGCCGGUAUUGGAUUUGUGCUGCCCUACAAUAGUUUCCUAAUCAAAGCCACAUACUGGCAGUCACGUUUUCCUGGACGUUCCGUUGCAUUGGAUAUGUCAAUGACGUACAUUCUGGUCGCAUUUGGCACCGUCCUGCUAAAUAAUGUUUUCCUUUCGUUGGCACCGUUUCGUGUGCGCGUCAUGUUCGGCUAUAUUGUGUCCUUUACCACAUUGGUGUUUGUGGCCGUGUGUGAGGUGGCCUGGCAUAUGUUUGCCGCCAACACAGCCUAUACGGUCAAUUUGGCAGCUGUCUCAUUGGUGGCGAUUGGUUGUACAGUUCAACAAUCAAGUUUUUAUGGCUUUGCCAGCAUGUUCCCCAAACGUUAUACCCAGGCAGUGAUGGCCGGUGAAAGUUUGGCUGGAUUUUUGGUGUCUUCCAAUCGUGUCGGUACAAAGCUGUUGAUACAAAAUGACCGCAUCUCAACGGUGAUAUUCUUCUUCACCUCAACGCUGUAUAUUCUGUUUAGUUAUUUGUUGCAUUUGGCCACCAUCAAUUCGCCAUUUGUCCGUUAUCAUAUGAGAGCGUGUGCCAAGAUUGUCCUAAGACCGGACGAGGAUCGGUUGAACGAAAUCGAUGGUUCCACUCCGACAGCCAAAUAUGGUGUAUUGACAUUGGAGCCCAGCAGUCCCACGGUACCGAUACCAAAUAAAACCACACCGGCUGCAUUGAGUUUCAGUAAUCCAGUGUACGAACUAUCGAACCCCUCCGCUGGUGAAAGUGUUAUUGAGGGCCUGAAUAAUUUACCCGAUAUACCCACAACACCACAGGAACCGGCAACACCCACAACGGUGGCUUUUAAAGUGGAGCACGUAUUGACACCUGGCACAUGUACCCCUGGAAAAUUAAGUGAUUUAAAAACAGGCUUUGCAUCACGAUGGCAGGUGGCCCAAUCCAUUUACCCAUAUAUGGUUUGCAUUGCUUUGGCCUAUUGUGUAACGCUGUCGCUAUAUCCUGGAAUAGAAUCGGAAAUUAUUUCCUGCAGUUUGGGUACCUGGAUGCCGGUACUGCUGAUGUUUACAUUCAAUACUUCCGAUUUAAUUGGUAAAACAUUGGCUGGUGUGCCAUAUCCAUGGUCGAGGAGACAACUGAUUUUGAUGUCGGGAUUGAGAAUUGUAUUGGUCCCACUGCUGCUGUUGUGUUGUGCUCCGCGUCAUCAACCGGUUAUCUCGGGGGAAACGGCCGCCUUCAUUUUUACCAUUGCCUUGGGUGUGAGUAAUGGUUUGGCGGGUAGUCUCCCGAUGAUGUUGGCACCGGCCAAGGUAAAUGCUACGCUUAGAGAAGUUACGGGAAAUAUGAUGACUUUGUCCUACAAUGUGGGGCUGACGGUGGGCUCAUUUAUUGGCUAUGUUUUUGAGUCGAUGCUGGGGGCACAGCUGACAAAUCCUUGCCCCAAAUAUCCCUACAUAAUGGAUCAUCCACAAUAUCCACAUUAUACGGCGACUACCACAAGUUCUUCGUUGCUGGGUAAUGCCACCGCCAUUGCAUCGGCCAUUUUGACUUCCACAAUGCCACCCAGCGUGGCCAGUGCAAGUAUUGCAAGCAGUACUGGAAGUACUCCCACUAUGGAAACAUCCACAAUGUUAUCGAUUUUAAAUAGCAGCAGCACAACAUCGGUGGCAGCAAUUGGCUCGAUUACCACCGCAGCACCGAGUGUGGUGGCGGCGACAACAUCUACAGCCACCUUGGCAGUGUUAUCCACUGUGGCUGCCACAGUGGCCACAAUACCCGAUGUCGUGAAUACCGUUGUCAACACAUUGGUCACGACGAUAAAUGAUCUCAGUUCGGAGUUAAUGAAUGGUGGCGGUACAAGUACCGGUGAUCCUCAGACCCCAUUGGAACUAAUGAAUAAAGUUUAG